AUGAAGAAAAGCAAGGGCAAAACAACCACCACUGCUGCGAAGGAGUUCUUGUUUGAAUUUAGGGCAGGAAAACACAACUGUGUCCUCAAAGUGCCUCUACAGUUUCCUGUCCAAGUCAACAUCGGUGACCUCCAUGGGCGCCUUAUGUUGCUACAUAAAAUACCCUGCUAUGUAGAAAAUGAGCUAAAAGCCUCACUUUCCACCUUCAUAGAGAAGGAAACGAUGGUGGAUUACGACAGAGAGGCUGAACUGACUCUGCAGGGACUCACGACGGGAGACGUUGAUGUAAACCAGCUUACCAGUGCAUGGUCCAAGUCUUAUCAAGAGACUACAUUGGAGCAUGCUCAGCCUGAAGAGCCCAGCUGGGACGAGGACUUUGCAGAUGUUUACCACGAGUUGAUCCACUCUCCUGCUUCAGAGACCCUCCUCAACCUGGAGCACAACUACUUUGUUAGCAUCUCUGAGCUCAUCAGUGAGAGAGACAUGGAGAUUAAAAAGCUACAAGAAAGGCAAGCAACAGAAAUGGACAAAGUGAUGCAUGAGCUGGGAAACACAUUGAGUGACCAGGAUGUAAAUGCAGUAGCAUCUCAGCACUUCGAUGCACAACAGAUUUUGGAGAACAAGUGGACGAGUGAGCUGAAGCAGGUGACAGAAAUUCAAAAACAAGAGUAUCAAGAGUGGGUUAUCAAACUGCACCAGGAUCUGAAGAAAUCCAACAACAGCAGUCAAAUUAAUGAGGAGAUUAAGGUGCAGCCCAGCCAGCUGUCAGAGGCAGCAGAUUCUGGGACGAGGAUGUUUGAGGAGCAGCCUCAGCUGGAGGAGAGCUUCACCAUACACCUAGGAGCCCAACUGAAGACGAUGCACAACCUGCGCUUGGUUCGAGCUGACGUUCUGGACUUCUGUAAACACAGACAACACGGCAGCAGUGGAGCCAAGCUGAGGCGACUGCAGACGGCCCUUUCAGUGUACUCUUCCUCACUCUGUGGGCUGGUGCUGCUGGUCGAUAACAGGGUCAACUCCUACAGUGGCAUCAAGAGAGACUUUUCAACUGUGGCGAAGGAGUGCACAGACUUCCACUUUCACUGUUUGGAGAGGCAGCUGGAGGAGGUGCAGCAGGUGGUGCUCUACGCCAGAGCCCAACAAAGCAGCAAGCAGAAAGACCACUCUGACAGUGGCAUUCAAAAGAAUGGCGGUGAUGAUAAAAGCAAAACUGUUGAAAGAAAUCCUUCAAAUAUUUUGCCAGGUGAGUUCUACAUCUCACGGCACUCCAACUUGUCGGAGGUUCAUGUCGUCUUCCAUCUUUGUGUGGACGACAAUCUUCGUUCGGGGAACAUCACGGCCCGCGACCCUGCUAUCAUGGGUUUAAGGAACAUCCUGAAGGUCUGCUGUACGCACGAUAUCACCACAGUAACCAUCCCUCUGCUGCUGGUUCAUGACAUGUCAGAGGAGAUGACUAUACCCUGGUGUCUUAAGAGAGCUGAGCUGGUUUUUAAAUGUGUUAAAGGUUUUAUGAUGGAAAUGGCCUCAUGGGAUGGGGGGAUUUCACGCACAGUCCAGUUCCUGGUGCCAAAGAGCAUCUCGGAGGAAAUGUUCUACCAGCUGAGCAACAUGCUGCCUCAAAUCUUUCGCGUCUCCUCGACACUAACGCUCACUUCAAAGCACUGACGGGUCGAGACGAGCGGCACUACGUAUCAUCAAAUCUUUUGGACAAACAGGAUUUAAAGAGAAAUUUUGAAAUGGCAUGAAAUGAUGACAUUCUAGCACUUACAGAUGAGAACUAUUUUUUUGUACCUCCAAUGAGCCUUGUUAUUAUUGUACCCUCCAACGUUCUGCAGAAAUUUGCCAUGCUGAAAGAGGACUGGAGUUUGACUCGCUAAAGCAGCUGCUGCAAUUAUCAUUUCAAGACUCUUGGGUACAGUUCUGAUGAUAGAGUUUUAUUACAUCAGCCCUGAAUAUUAUAUAUAUAAAAGAUCUUGUAAACAAACGGGUCAUUUUUCAAACAUGAAAACAUUAUUGUC
Molecule: messenger RNA, 2018 nt
Organism: Nematolebias whitei (Rio pearlfish)
Lineage: Eukaryota; Metazoa; Chordata; Actinopteri; Cyprinodontiformes; Rivulidae
Gene: ferry3
Product: chromosome 10 C12orf4 homolog
Exons: 14
Coding region: 1-1665 (554 amino acids)
Biological process (GO): regulation of mast cell degranulation
Cellular component (GO): cytoplasm
Source: RefSeq, a predicted model, not a curated record